AUAGUCAACUCACUGGAGACUAUACGCAUUUAACUAAAAUAAAUGAUUCAACUUUGUAUUCAGGCCUAAUCGGUAACACUCCACAAGAAGGAGUAAUUUUACUUUUUAUACUACCUGAAGUCAUAAAGUAAAUACAAAAUAUUGUUAAUUUUAACUAUAAUACUAAUAAUAUAAUAAAAUUGCAGCAUACUGAGAACUGGUUCAACCUUUUUGUUUGAUGGAACAUUCUCAAGUGAACCAUCAUUUGGUAAUGAGUGCAAACAGUUAUAUGUAAUAAUGGGCAUAUCAUUUAACACUGUAAGUUUAGUUUGAAAAUAUAUACCUAUUCAAUAACAAAAUAGCUAAAUUAUUUAAAUGUAUUAAAUAUUUUUAUCUUAGGGGUUUCCAAUUGGGUUUGCACUCAUGUCUAGAAAAACAGAGAGUGCAUACUCAGCACUGUUUAACCAAAUCCUAACUUUAGUACCGGAAUGGCAACCACAGACAAUAAUAAUGGAUUUUGAAAGGGCAGCAAUAUCAUCCAUAUCAUGUCAAUAUUUCCUAACGCUGAGGUACGAGGUUGUUGGUUUCAUUCUUCCCAAGCUGUCUGGAGGAAAGUUGAAAAUAUUGGUAAGCUAUUUAAUUUACUGUAUUUAUCUGAUAAGUAUUCAAGUAUCAGCGUAUUGAGAAUUCAGAUCAUGCUAUAUACAAGUUAUAAUUAUGGAAAUGGAAUUAUAAUGUUGUUUUGAAAAGUUAAAACCCAUAUCAAAUUAAAACAGUAUUUUUGGUUUUUAUAAUUAAAUAAAUUAAAAACAAAUAAAAUUAUAUAUUGAUAGACAAUAUACAUAUCCUUGUAACAACUAACAAUACUAAAUAUACUUGCAUAACAUACGACUACAAUAUGUUAAGAGGACCCUUCACCAAUGAUUUUUGGUAGUAAAACAUACUUAAACGUCUUUGGCUGUAACAUAAUGUAUAUAAUACUAUGAAUGUAUAUAUUAUAUUAUACAGUUGUGGGCCUUAGGAAUUAAUAUUCUUACAGUGUAAACUAUAAGCGUAUCCUUAUAAAUUUCUUUUUUUCUUAUUAUUCUAUAGAUUGACAGGUCACACUUUAACAACAAGUUAUACUUAUUGACUAUUGUAUUGCCUAUAUUAAACAUUAACAAAUAGUAAAUGUGGAUAUAAUGACUUAUAAUAGACAAUAUAGAUUUUGAGAUUCAUAAUUAACACUCAUCAUGUUUAUAUACGGAUAUAGGAUUGACAGAAUUAUGUACAAAUAAUAGAGGGGCCUAUGAUAUUGUCCAUUUAUUGAUGGCAUUACCUCUUCUGCCACAAAACAUGAUAAUGGAGGGUUUUGAAAGUGUCAAACAUGUCUACCACGAGAAUGUGCAGUUAAGUUUAGGCGAUCACAGAGAACAAUUUAAUGCACUUUUUAAUUAUUAUCGGUCGACAUGGCUACAAGGAGUUAACGCAGAUAUGUUAUCGGUGAGUGAUACGGUUUGGCGCACCAAUAAUGUACUUGAAGUUAGCCAUCAACACUUACAAAUGCAUAUGGGGAACAGACACCACCCAGAACCGUGGAUAUUUCUGAGUAAUAAUAAUGUUUAUUAUUAA
This is a messenger RNA of Acyrthosiphon pisum (pea aphid), 1590 nucleotides long. RefSeq lists its product as uncharacterized. The record is from RefSeq and is a predicted model, not a curated record. NCBI's taxonomy places the organism in Eukaryota, Metazoa, Arthropoda, Insecta, Hemiptera, Aphididae. The transcript is spliced from 2 exons. Bases 1288 to 1590 code for a protein of 100 amino acids.